AUCUGCACAUCCCGGCGGCGAUCACCAGUUUUUCACAACGACAUAGGACAUCUCGCCAACGACCACGGACAGACUGCAGAGACAGCAGUCACCAACGCCCAGCUCUCCAGCCAGAAUUUGUCAUUCGAGAAGGGCCUUGUUUUCAUCCCAUCGCAUCUGGGGGAUCCCGUUCCCAUCCUGGCACCUGCCUGGCGCUACUACUGCAUGCUUUUGCGUCCACCCACUCACUCACUCGCUCACCAACAAACUCACCUCUGUCCCUCGCUCAAGCCUCGACCACGCCACCAUGCUCACAGAAGAGUUUGUCUCGUCGAUUUGCGGACCGCCUCUGGCCGCCAACACCGCCAUCUCAAAGGACAUUGGCAUCUACACGCAGACCCUCACACCCACCUACACAGUCAAGUCGUCCUUUAAGAAAAGUUCCAGCCCAAGACACGGCCUCGCGUUUAACGAGACACACAUUUUCAGCGCCCAAGAUGGAAAAGCGCACGUCCACGUCUAUUCACGGCUGCGUGGCAACCAGGAAGCCCUCAUCUCGUUUGCCGAGCGGGUGAAAAGCACAGCCCUCGCUGGCCAAGUGCUGCUAGUGGGCACUACCGAAGGGAGGCUGAUAGCAUGGGAGACUUGCACGGGACGUCAGGUCACGACGCCGCCCUGCCAUGUGCAGCCCAUUACUUGCAUCACCGUCACGCCGCAUCACAUACUCACCGCAUCGGAUGAUUCCAACAUCAACGUCUGGGCCCGGGCCACGCUGCUCGACCUCGACGCCAACAAUUCCGAGCCAGAGCCUCAGAUCGUGUUGUCGAACCACCGUGGUGGCAUCACAGACCUCGUGGCCGGCCCUGGCCUGGCCGAGUCUAGCUCCCUAUGUGUGUCUGCCAGUCGAGAUAAGACAUGCAUAGUAUGGAACUAUCGAACGGGACAGGUAUUGCGGACCAUCCUAUUUCCCACCGCGCCAUUGUGUCUGUCACUCGACCCGUGUGCGAGGGCACUUUAUGUUGCGGCAGAAGGCGGUGCGAUGCACCUCGUCGAGUUUUUCGGAGAGAAGCCUCUUCUUGGCGGGCGUGCCGCUGAACCCCCGAGCAUCGUCGUGCAGGCCAGCGAGCCGCUCGCCGUGGCGGAUGACGAUGCUGGGGAUUUCAACUGUCUCACAAGCAGCUACGACGGGACAACGAUAUUAACAGGUCACGCAAGCGGGAAAAUCCUCCGAUGGACCCUGGCGCCAAACGCGCCGCCCACGUUGCUGGCGAACCUGAACGCCUCGGUGACAAAUCUGGCGUUCACGCCGCUCAUCAGCGCGGAAAGGAAGGUGAAGCCUCAUACCGUGGUGAAGCCGAACCAGGUGCAGAAACAGCAUGUCUUGACAGCGCAGCUGCAGGGUAACUUGAUGGGGCGGUCGCGUUUUGAGGAGAUGUUGAAUGCCCCGGGAUUUUCGGAGAAGACGAUCCAGGAGGCGUUACUGAGCUUCGAGAGCCAUGGCGCCGAAGGCGAGGAUGGUAUGAAAGUACCUCCUGGCAUGGUAGAGUCGAUGAAGGCGACGACAUUCGCAGGUUUAUAGCAUUAGCUGCCUCAUGAGCUUCGCCACUGCCACUGAUAGUGCCGUCCUCUGGGCUAGACGGUCGUGAAGGCUGUGAAGUACGAUCUACAAUAAUCUACCUUCAUGAAAGUAAUAAAUUUGAGCGAUUUGCCAAUGUCGAUACAACAAUAGUCCCCUUGGUUGCUCUUCCUACCUGUAGGUAUUCCUGCUCGGACUUCUAGUCGGUGCAGGUGGUUCUUCCGGCCUCGGAGCUCGGUAAAUUCUCCACCCGUCGCAAACACCGGGGCCGACCUUUCGCAAAC
Molecule: messenger RNA, 1839 nt
Organism: Emericellopsis atlantica
Lineage: Eukaryota; Fungi; Ascomycota; Sordariomycetes; Hypocreales; Bionectriaceae
Product: WD40-repeat-containing domain protein
Exons: 2
Coding region: 287-1558 (423 amino acids)
Biological process (GO): rRNA processing; DNA-templated DNA replication
Cellular component (GO): nuclear pre-replicative complex
Molecular function (GO): protein binding
Source: RefSeq, a predicted model, not a curated record